Messenger RNA from Rhagoletis pomonella (apple maggot), 5020 nucleotides. RefSeq names its product aminopeptidase N-like. Gene Ontology annotation, molecular function: zinc ion binding; peptide binding; metalloaminopeptidase activity. NCBI's taxonomy places the organism in Eukaryota, Metazoa, Arthropoda, Insecta, Diptera, Tephritidae. The record is from RefSeq and is a predicted model, not a curated record. Gene Ontology annotation, biological process: proteolysis; peptide catabolic process. Gene Ontology annotation, cellular component: cytoplasm.
AUGAUCCACACUAAAGUUAAACUGAACGUUGUCCUUUUGGCCACAUUGGCCCUAAUUGCCUCAUCUGUAUUAGAGACCUCAGAGGCAUCAGUAGCUCAUCUGCCGCCGCAGGACAUUGAAAGUCCAAGCGAUCAUAUCGUUGAAAAAGAAUCAGGAAUUGAUUAUAGCGUGCGUGCUGAUGGCAAUUACCGCUUGCCAAACAACACCGAGCCCAUACAUUACGACAUCGAAUUGACAACGAAUGUGCAUAACGGUACAAGAAAUUUUACCGGCAAAGUUCAAAUUCUGAUAACGGUUACCGAGGACACAAGAACCAUUGUAGUACAUGCGCGUCAACUUGAAGGCUUCCAGGCCACCAUUAAAAAUGCAAGCCAAGCAAAUGCAAUUGAGUAUGAAUUGAGUUGGUCAUACGAAUCCGAAAGGGAAUUCCUUAGUCUAACACCAGUAAACGCAAGUCUUAGCCUUAACAAAGAUACUAACUGGACUUUGACUAUUGCGUAUAAUGGCCAAUUGCGAACCGACGCUGGAGGAUUUCAUCGACUUUCCUACACUGACGAACUCAAUCAAGUGCAUUAUAUGGCAACAACACAAUUCGAAUCCACAAAUGCCCGCCACGCAUUUCCCUGUUACGAUGAACCAGCCAAACGCGCCACCUUCACAAUAACCAUCAAACACGAUCCUUCGUAUAGUGCAAUAUCCAAUAUGCCGAUAAACGAAACCGCCAGCUCAACUGGUGUAACGGUCUUCGAUAAGACAAAUGUGACUGUCUCCACAUAUUUGAUUGCUUUCCAUGUGUCCGACUAUGAAUGGUCUGAAGGUGUGUUGCAUUCACUGCCACACCGGCUCUAUUCGAAGCCGGGAACUGUUGACAAUCAUGAAUUCGGUCUACUCUCGGGUAUAUUGAUCUUACAGCGCUUGGCCGAGUACUACGAUGUGCCUUUUGCGCUGCCGAGAAUGGUACAAGUGGCAAUACCUGGAAAGGGUGGCGCUAUGGAAAAUUGGGGAUUGGUCACUUAUGGUGAAGCGUACUUGCUUUACAACAAAAGUUCGUCGACGUCAAGCACACAGAACUCCAUCGCCAAUAUCAUCGCACACGAAUUCACACACCAAUGGUUUGGUAAUCAUGUAGCAGUUAGGUGGUGGACAUAUCUGUGGCUCAAAGAGGGUUUCGCGACACUCUUCUCAUACCAUGGCGUAAAUGAGGUUAAUCCCGAGUGGGACGUCUAUCAAAUAAUGCAUACUAACAACUACCAAUCGGCGCUUAUUUAUGAUGGUAGUGGUAGCGUGGUGCCCAUGACCCAUUAUGCGCAAACACCCACCGAGAUUUCAGCUCGGUACGGUACCUCUUCUUAUGCCAAACCUUGCUCGGUACUUUUCAUGUGGCAGCAUGCUCUCGGCGAUUCAGUAUUUCGUUCCGGUUUGAACAAAUAUCUAACUCAGAACGCAUUCGACUCUGCCGAGGAAUGGGAGCUUUUUUCAGCACUGCAGAGUGCUGUUGAUGAACACCAACUCAGCAUUCCCGCGCGCAUAGACGUUAUGUUCCCCACAUGGUCACAGCAAUCUGGCUAUCCACUACUAACAGUUACACGAAAUUACAGCUCCAACACGUUCACGAUCACCCAAACUGCUUACAAUGAUAACGUAAACAUUACUUCGGACAAAACAUACUACGUGCCAUUCAACUAUGUUGCCCGUUCCAAGUCAGACUUCCGUAAUACAACGGCUUCGCAUUACCUUCUCAAUACCAGACAAAUCACUAUCACCGACCAAGAAGUUGCCGCUGAUGAUUGGUUGAUUUUGAAUAAACAAUCCACGGGUUACUAUCGCAUUAACUACGAUGAACAAAACUGGCAUUUAAUUGCUGAUGGCUUGGUAGAGCAACCCCAUAAAGUACAUCACCGUAAUCGCGCUCAGCUUAUGUACGAUGCUUACAGAUUCGUCAACAACGAUCGAUUAAGUCACGGCAUUCUUCUGAAAGCCAUUUAUGUAGGAUGCCCCCCCCCCCCUUCCAUAUAUUCAGCUGAUCGUGCAAUGUACCGCAACAAAAUGAACGUGAGUGUUGCAGUCCUUUUGGCCACUUCAUUGGCCUUCAUUGUAUCCUGUGAAGCGGCAACACACGGCAUUCCACCACUCUUUGGAGAGAAUCCUUCCGCACGCAUCGUAGAUGGGAAAAUUGUUGCCUCCGGUGCAGCGCGUGCAGUCCUGGACUAUCGGCUGCCGAACACAACUGAACCUGUGCACUACGACGUCGAAGUGACUACGAAUGUACACAAUGGCACAACGGCAUUCAAUGGUACAGUUAAAAUUCAAAUAAACGUUAACGAAGAUACAAGAACAAUAGUUUUGCAUGCGCGUCAGCUAAGUAAUUUCACGGCAACUAUUUCAAACGCUUCGGUAACGGGAGGACAAGUUCAAGCGUUAAAUAUCUCAUAUGAAGAGGAACGAGAAUUUCUCAGUUUGACGCCAACGAACCAAUCGUUAACGUUCAAUAAAGGCAGCAGCUGGCUUCUGACCAUCGCCUAUCAAGGUGAAUUGCGUACUGAUAACGGUGGAUUUUACUUGUCCACCUACGAUGAUGACAACGGCACGGAACGGUAUAUAGCAACGACGCAAUUCGAGUCGACCGAUGCGCGCCAUGCCUUCCCUUGCUACGACGAGCCAGCCAAGCGUGCAACAUUCUCCAUCGUUAUUAAUCAUGAUCCCUCAUAUAAUGCCAUAUCGAAUAUGCCUUUGGACGAGGAGGCGAGCAGACCCGGCUACUCUGUCUUCCAGAAGACGGUUAAUAUGCCCACUUACUUGGUAGCGUUUAUUGUGUCCGAUUUUGAAUAUUCAGAAGGUGUACUGUAUUCACGCCCACAACGUGUCUACACACGACCAGGCACUGUAAGCGGUCAGGAAUUCGGUUUGGUUUCCGGUUUGUUGCUGCUGCAGCGACUUAUCGAAUACUAUGAUGUGGAUUUCGCACUACCAAAAAUGUAUCAAGUAGGCGUGCCAGAUUUUGCAGCUGGUGCCAUGGAAAACUGGGGUUUAGUUACAUAUCGCGAAGAAUAUAUAAUAUAUAAUAAGAACACAUCCACAACUAGUACACAAACAAAUAUUGCCACAAUCAUCGCACACGAAUACUGUCAUCAGUGGUUUGGUAAUUUGGUAGCCAUUAAAUGGUGGACGUACCUUUGGCUUAAGGAAGGUUUUGCCACCUUGUUCUCCUGGCAGGCAACCGAUGCGGCCUAUCCUGAAUGGGAUAUCUAUCAGUUGUUCCUCACCGAUGACUAUCAACGGGCACUUACCGCCGAUGGUACAGGUCUAAUGAAUCCAAUGAGUCAUUAUGUGCAAACGCCAUCUGAGAUCUCCAGCCGCUAUGAUUCUAUUUCGUACUCGAAAGCCGGCUCGGUGCUGUAUAUGUGGCAGUGUGCGUUGGGCGACGAAGUAUUCCGCCAGGGAUUAAACCUUUAUUUGACUGAAAAUCAAUACAGUGCUGCUGAUGAAUGGCAGCUCUUCGAGGCUCUUAGUAUUGCAGCCGGUGCACAAAAUGUUCCGCUUCCAGCGACAAUGGCCAAUAUGUUCUCAAGUUGGUCGCAACAAUCUAGUUACCCACUUCUCACCGUUACACGUCAUUAUGAAAAUAACUCAUUCACCGUUACACAAGAAGCUUUCUACGAUAAUAGCACCACAACAUCGAACCAGACUUGGUACAUUCCAAUUAAUUAUGCACAUAAAUCAAAUCCAGACCACCGUAACACUACCGCCUCGCAUUAUUUGUUGAAGACAAAAGAAAUUCAUAUCACCGACAACAAUUUAGCCGCUGAUGAUUGGCUGUUGCUCAAUAAACAGUCCACCGGUUUCUAUCGCAUCAAUUAUGAUGAACGUAACUGGAACCUAAUUAUUGAUGCGCUCAAAUCCAAUCCUUACAGGUUUCAUCCACGCAAUCGUGGUCAGCUUAUUCAUGAUGUCUAUAAGUUCAGUUCAACAGGACGUCUCGACCAAAGUACACUCUUCAAUUUGCUACAAUAUCUGCCUAAUGAAGAUCAAUUUGCUCCUUGGUCUACGACUUAUUCGGUGAUCAACACAUUAAACAGAUAUCUGAAUGGGGAUAGUGAUUAUAAAAAUUUCCAAAGUUUCGUAGCCUCUUUAGUAUCAGACCUCUUCGAUAAGUUGGGUGUGAAUGAUGCAACUGGCGAGCAACAUCUGGUGAAAUCUAUACGCAGUAUCGCCAUUAACCUCGCCUGUUUGUCAGGCAUUGAAAGUUGUCUAGAGGAGACGAACAACAAAUUAAGGGCGCUCAUUGAAGACGGCAUCGCAAUCGAACCAAAUCUACAAUCGCAAAUAUAUUGCAAUGGUCUACGUCAGUCCGAUGAUACAGUAUUCGAUUUCGUUUUUAACCAGGUAUUGCAGUCCAAUAAUCAGGCAUUCCGUCGCACACACAUCACUUCAUUGGGCUGCUCGCAGUCGGAGUCCCAAUUGCGAAAAUUCGUAAACAGCUCAAUUGAUACUUCAGCCGAUUGGCGUACUCAAGAGCGCAUCACUUUACUCAGUGCAGCGUACUCGAGCAGCAGUACCGGAUUGCUGGUAAGCAUUGAUUUCCUCAGCGACAAUUGGGAAGCAUAUAGUAAUUUGAAUCCCGGUUUCGGUGGAGAUAAUCCACUCAAUACAGCCGUGGUUGCCAUGUCCAGCUAUGUAGUUAAUGAAGAGCAAAGACAAAAAUAUUUGGAUUUGGUGGAUAAGGUGAAGGACAGCGAUAAGGUGCAAUCUAAUUUGGAGUCUGUCGUCAAUACGAACAUUAGAUCAAACUUUGAAUGGUUGACCAGAAAUCGUGAUCCGAUCAUGCAGUGGGUGAACAACUUCACGCGAAGUGGCAGUGCCGCACUUAGUGCUUCAUUGUUAACCGUCUUUACCACGCUGACGGUUGCAUUGGCGCGUUACUUGUAGAACUUGAGCUUAAUAGCCUUUUAGCUCUUACCAAUUGUGAUGUGAUAAAUUUUUGGUGGAACAUUUUAUAUAACAAAAUUGAAGUAGAAUAAAA